Molecule: messenger RNA, 2259 nt
Organism: Olea europaea var. sylvestris
Lineage: Eukaryota; Viridiplantae; Streptophyta; Magnoliopsida; Lamiales; Oleaceae
Product: transcriptional adapter ADA2b-like
Exons: 13
Coding region: 252-1874 (540 amino acids)
Biological process (GO): chromatin remodeling; regulation of transcription by RNA polymerase II
Cellular component (GO): nucleus
Molecular function (GO): transcription coactivator activity; zinc ion binding; chromatin binding
Source: RefSeq, a predicted model, not a curated record
UCCUUUCUUCUUUUCCUAUUUUCGAGCUUUGCUUGUUGAUUACCAUGGUUUUCAAAAUGCUGGAUUAGAAAGUCAAAACCAGGGUUCUUCAUUAACCCUUCCCUGUCUAGCUUUUAGGGCUUCUCGAUGAAUAAGAAGUAUAACUAAACACUUGAUUCCAACGCUUUCAGUUCUUGUUACAUAUAAUUCGUUAUAGGCGAUGUUCCGUUAAUUGCUUAUAGACAGGGGAUUGCACUUUACUUGAAAAUUUAAUGGGUCGCUCCCGUGGAAAUUUCCGUGGUGAAGAAGAUCCCACUCAAAGAUCAAGGAGGAAAAAGAAUGCAUCAAGUGGUGAAAAUAUAGAGUCUGUUACUUCAGGUCAAGGGACCAGUGAUGGGAAAAGGGCUCGGUACCAUUGCAACUAUUGUAACAAAGACAUCACGGGAAGAAUUCGUAUCAAGUGUGCUGUAUGUUCCGAUUUUGACUUAUGCAUAGAAUGCUUCUCAGUCGGAGCUGAGGUUCAUCCUCACAAAAGCAAUCACCCGUACAGGGUUAUGGACAUCUUAUCAUUUCCUCUCAUCUGUCCGGAUUGGAAUGCUGAUGAAGAAAUGUUACUUUUAGAGGGGAUUGAGAUGUAUGGCAUGGGAAACUGGGCAGAAGUUGCUGAGCAUGUUGGGACAAAGACAAAGGAAGUGUGCAUUGAACAUUAUAGGAAUGCUUACCUAAACUCUCCUUACUUCCCUCUACCGGAUAUGACGCAUGUUGUUGGCAAAAACAGAAAAGAACUGCUUGCUAUGGCUAAAGAGCACAUUGAGGAUAAAAAAGGUGAACUUCCAUUGAAGGAGGAAUCCCCAUUUUCUCCCUUAAGAGUCAAAAUUGAAAAUUCCUACAAAAAUGAUCCUUCAGGUCGUUUGCCUUCUGGUUCAAAUGGAGGAAUUGCAGACAAUAAAAUGGCAUCCAACAUGGUCCAGGUCAAGGAUCAGCCUGAUUCUCUAAAACUGAAUGAUCAUCUAUCAGGACGGAGUUUUGGCAGCAAUAAACCUAAAUCUGCUGAGGAUGAGGUUCCUUCUUUGAUGGAGUCGAGUGGUUAUAACCCAAAAAGACAAGAAUUUGAUACUGAAUAUGAUAAUGAUGCUGAGCAGUUGCUGGCUGAUAUGGAAUUUAAGGAAACUGAAACUCAAGAAGAGCAUGAGUUGAAAUUACGUGUGCUCCGUAUAUAUUCAAAGAGACUUGAUGAGAGAAAACGCCGGAAAGAUUUCAUUCUUGAAAGGAAUUUGUUCCAUCCUAGUCCAUUUGAGGAGGAGUUAUCUCAAGAGGAAAAGGAUUUAUGCCGACGAUAUGAUGUCUUCAUGCGUUUUCACUCUAAGGAGGAGCAUGAAGAAUUACUUAGAACUGUUAUAUCAGAACAUAGGAUUCUGAAAAGAAUUCGUGAACUUAAGGAAGCACGAGUGGCUGGAUGCCGUUCCUCUGGUGAAGCUGACAGAUACCUUGAACAGAAAAGGAGAAGGGAAGCCGAAGACCGUGGUCACAGAAAGGAAAAUUCUCAUGCUGGUCCAAGCAGUCAGGAAAGUCUCAACGUCCCAGUUUCAUCGGAUUCACUUAAUACAUACUCAAAUACAACAUCUGUAGGCCACUCUACUUCGGCAUCCCUAACUGAUUUGGAUUUUGUGUCAUUAUCUGGCGCAGAUUUACUUUCUGAAUCUGAGAAACAACUGUGCCGUGAGAUCAGGUUACCGGCCCCUCAUUAUCUUAGAAUGCUAGAGUUCAUGACAAUACAAAUGAUGAGCGGCAAUAUUAAUCAGAAAUCCGAUGCCUAUUCCUUCUUCCAAAUUGAGCCAACAAAAAUAGAUAGAGUUUACGAUAUGCUUUUGAAGAAGGGAAUGCUUCAAGAGUGAGACCCCUUGUCGGCUCCAAAUGAAAUAUCCAUGCAAAUUUUUGGUGAUGUCCAUUUGGUCCCCUUACAUGUCUUAUUAACCAGCUGUAAAAUCAACUUUAUAUUAUGAAUUAUACUGUUUUGCGAGAGGAAUUUAACACCUUUGUUGACAGAUGAAGUUGUAGCAAAAAAAUGAUUGGAUGGCAAUGUUGACUGUUUUUGAAACAGUUCAAUGAUGUAACAUCAUAUGGCAUUCAGUCAUCCUAGGUGUUAAAAUCCUCUGGUAAUUUAGCAAGAUUGUUAUAUUAUUAUUCUUGAUGGGUGGUGCAGAUUGAAUUUCUUGUCUACUCCCGUACUGAAAUACAAAGAAUCAUAAUUAAAAGAUCUGUAUCAGGAUGUAUUGAUCA